GGUUCAGGAAGAUAAGGAGAGGUGAGCGGCUGACGCAGAGCUUGUGUUGUGUUACCAAAGGAUCAUAUUACAGUCGACAGCAGGUUGGCUGAAACCAGAGCCGCGUUCGGAUCGCUGUGACUUCGAACCAGGAACUGGGACACUGAAAGGAGUUUUAAAGAAGCAGAAAAUCUGCGAGGUCUGCUUCCUGUUGCUGUGAGUCGAGUGUUACUAUGGGUAAGGAGAAACAACACUCCCUGCUGCUGCUUCUCCUCUGCUUGUCGGGUCUCGUUCACCGUUGUGCUGCCUUGGUGUUUUGGACGGCCAUGGUGGAGACCAGCUACACUGACGGCAACAACGACACUGUGGAUAAGUACUGCGAGUGUGGGCUGUACGGCCGUAACUCUCCUCUGGACAAAGCCUCAGGCGUCAUAGUGCUUCCAAAAGGAGAUCCUAAAGGCUGCGGUCCGGAGGCAAACUACAACCGGAACUCCAGCUCCCCGCCAUGGAUCGCCCUUGUUAAACGAGGCAACUGCACCUUCAGCGAGAAGAUCAACGCCGCCAUGAGCCAAGGAGCAGCCGCCGUGGUGGUGUACAAUGUGGACGGCAGCGGAAACAGCACCACGCAGAUGGCACACUCGGAUGCAGGUGACAUUGUGGCUAUUAUGAUCGGCAACAUUCAGGGAAUGGAGAUCGCCUGGUUGGUGAAAAACGGGACAGACGUCCAGAUGAUCAUUGAGGUGGGCAGCCCUCACGGACCGUGGAUGGACACCUACUGGCUGUACUUCCUGUCCAUUGCCUUCUUCAUCGUGACUGCCGCCUCCAUCGCCUAUUUCGUGUUCAUCUCUGCGAACCGCCUGUACAGCCUGGGCAGGCACAGGCGUGCCGAGAAGAAGCUGAAAUCUGAGGCCAAGAAAGCGAUCGGGCGCCUCCAGGUGCGCACGUUAAAACGAGGGGACGAGGUCACCACGUCUGACGCUCUGUGCGCCGUGUGCAUCGAGUCCUACAAAGUAGGGGACGUUGUGACAGUCCUGACGUGUGAGCACAUCUUCCACAAAGCCUGCAUCGAGCCCUGGCUGCUGGACCGGAGAACCUGCCCCAUGUGUAAGUGCGACAUCCUGAAGGCUCUGGGGGUCGAGGAGGACACCAAAGACUUCUCCACGCCGUCUCCACCAGAGGUCACUGUGAUCACAGUGACUGGAGGAGACACCAUGUAUGAGGUCCCGCUGAACGUCCCAGCCAGCACCGACCCAGAGCAUCAGCAUCGCUAUGACAACAGGGCCUUCGAGGCCGACUCGGAGGCUGCGAGAGGAUGAACAAAACAACACGCUGCUUCUUUUACACAAAGGAAUCGCACAAUCAAGCUCCCACAAUGAUCCCACAACACAAACAUGCUGCAAAGUAAAACUUUAAAUCUGUCACUUUAAACUAAUUUUAUCUUGUAUAAAGUGUGUUCUGAGCUACCUUUGAGUGAAUUUCCUACAGCUUUAAAACCAACGAGUUCUGGUGCGACACGUGUCACAUUUCUGUUUUGCAUAGUCAGUGCAGCAGACGCUCUUUAUGAGGAUUUGAAUACCUGUUUGUUUACUGGGGCCAAAUCUCGUCACCAAACUUUUUGUUGUUCUCAGACAAAAUCAGCUACUUCAGUUUAAACAAAGUGAAAUCUCUCGCCCGUCUAAUUCAGAUUACUUACAGGUUUGAAACUGGAGCGGACUUUUUAUUGUCAGGCUUUACUCACAGACACACCCAGAGGAACAGGAUGACACACUGUGCGUCACCAAGAACACCCAAGAUCGCCUGUAGGAACAGAGUUUUGAUGAAGAAACAAAGAAACAGAGACACGUGGCUGUAAAAUGAACACCGUAGGAAAAGUAGAACUGGACAAACUGGUUCUCCAGGCCCUAUAUGUUAGAUUGUUUUUAAUUUAUAAUGUUAUUUUUGUUAAUAUUGAACCAAUGCGUAACAUCGUUUUAAUCUUCUUUGUCCAAAAAGCUGGUAUUUAGGCUUGAUUUCCUGUUGGUGAGCAUGUCUUCCUGGAUUUUAUUGUAAAUUUUAGAGGAAUGAAGUUCAUUUCUGUCUUUGCUCUACCUCUGAGUCGACUUCUUGAAACAUGUUUUAAGAUCUUUGAAAGAUAAAGUUGGUCUUUGUGACAAAAUUGGAUAAUUGGUUGAUUUCUUUGGAAAUCAGAGGGGACUGGCUGAUAAUGGUACUU
Nematolebias whitei (Rio pearlfish) is the source of this 2191-nucleotide messenger RNA. RefSeq names its product E3 ubiquitin-protein ligase RNF128. NCBI's taxonomy places the organism in Eukaryota, Metazoa, Chordata, Actinopteri, Cyprinodontiformes, Rivulidae. Gene Ontology annotation, cellular component: Golgi apparatus; cytoplasm; late endosome. The transcript has a single exon. Bases 213 to 1295 code for a protein of 360 amino acids. The record is from RefSeq and is a predicted model, not a curated record. Gene Ontology annotation, molecular function: ubiquitin protein ligase activity. Gene Ontology annotation, biological process: ubiquitin-dependent protein catabolic process.